Closterium sp. Naga37s-1 is the source of this 945-nucleotide messenger RNA. Lineage: Eukaryota; Viridiplantae; Streptophyta; Zygnematophyceae; Desmidiales; Closteriaceae. The record is from the annotation of a GenBank genome assembly.
AUGUGCGUGGUGGUGCCGAUAUGCGGGUUCGGGGAGUACCCGCAACGAGACACGUUUAAGGAGUCGCUCAAGGCGCUUGAAGCGGAUAUACAGCACGCAAACACGUUAAUGGCGGGUGACAUGAUGCGGGAUUACGACGGGGCGUAUCUGCAGAUGCGCCUGGGCUUCAGCCCACUGGCGCCGCUUGUCCUUUUCCUCGUGCGCUGGACGGAUUGCAGUCUAGCGGGGGCGCUGGGGUUGCUGAGAGUGCUGGUUUUUAAAGUGCAUAAGAGCGGGCGCACCACCGCUGCCAGACACGAGAGGAAGGCGUCUCUUAGCGAGUUUUAUGGCUUUCUAUACCCUUCACUGCUACAGCUGUAUCCCGGCAUAUCGGAAGUGGAGCAAGCAAAGCAGCAGAGGCGGUGUGAUGAGCACUAUUUGUGGCCGAGAAUGGACUCAGCAGGUCAAACAAGACCACCCCCCUCCGCCACUGCUUCCCCCAUCUCCUCCUCCUCCUCUUGGCCCUCCCCUGCCUCCUCCUCCUCCUCUUCAUGCUCGUCUUAUAACGAGGAUGAGGAGAUAGAGCUGCUGACAGGGAUGGAGCGGGAGAAGGAGAGGGCGAGGGAGAGGGAGAGGGAGCGCGAGUGCGGGAUCUGCCUCGAGGAGGUUCGAUCCGACGGCUGUGAUCGCGUCGCGAUUCCCAGCUGCGCUCACUCCAUGUGCUCCCGAUGCUUUAAGGACUGGAGCUCUCGCUCUCGCUCCUGCCCGUUCUGCCGGGACGACUUGGGGAAAGUGCAAGAGAGCGACCUGUGGGUGAUGGUGGGAGCAGAGGAGGCGGAGGAUAUGAGAAAGAUCACUCGAGACAACCUUCGACGAAUCUUCCUAUUCGUGCAUCGGUUACCAGUUCUGGUUACCAGCGACGCGCUGCUGCCUCCUUUGGACCUCGACUACUACUCUCUUCUGUAA